UUUUUUUUAAAUAUACUGUUAUCAUUGGCAGCCUUCAAGAUCAUUCCUUCAACCACCUCGAGAACCCACCAGGACAUCACCAGGGCGGCCAUCCUCCAGAAAACAGCCGAGGUCUGCAAGGACCAGCAGGGAGGGAAUUCAGCUCAGCUGGACGUGCUCUCGGUGGAGUCCGUAGCGGAACUGUGUCUUUCUCCCGCCUCUGCUAGGUCACUGAAAUGGUCCAUGAGAGUAAUCAACAGCAGAAACAUCUUGGUGGACAUCAGACACGUCCUGGAUCCUCAGUAUCAUGUCGACGGUGAGAGCUUCGUCCAGGCGCGGGGUCUGAUCACACGGGGUCUCGCCGCGGUGAAGGCCAGCGUCCAUCUGAGGAACUACGACUCGGCUAGACAGCAGCUGGGAUCCACGCUGCACACCUUACAGGAUUUCUACAGUCACAGUAACUGGAUUGAACUGGGUUACAGAACUCCGUACAUCAACCUGAUCAGAUCAGACCUCCCACUGGAGAAGAUCGCAGACAAAGCCACGCCCACAUGCAGCAGCUGUAAUAAUAACUGCAAUGGGAACGUCCUGGACUCCAUCAUCUCAGAGAAGAUUCUCACAUCUGGAUAUUUCAGCCUGACUAAUGGAAUGAAACCAGCAGGGAAGUGCAGUCAUGGAGGGACGGCUGAUCUCACCAGUUACGUGGAGCCGAGAGGCGGGAUUAAUAAGGACAGCAUCGAUUCGUCACAUGGUUAUUUACACUCUGUAGCUGCAGAUGUUUCAAUAGAAGCUUCCAAACAGCUCCUGCAGGAGAUCAGAGAUGAAGCAGGAGACAUGGCAUUCCUCAGACUGAUGGGUAUCUUCCAGACCUCCUCCGCCCUCUGUUUCGUCAUCGACACCUCAGUCAGCAUGAACAAUGACAUCACUGAAGUCAAACGUAUCACGUCCUCUAUCGUUAACAGUAUCCGAGGCACUGUGGAUGAACCUUCAGCCUACAUCCUGGUCCCGUUCAGAGACCCAGAUUUUGGACCGGUAAUAAAAACAACAGAUUCUAAAGAGUUCUUAAAAAAAAUCGACGCUCUUUCAACGGGUGAUGGAGGAGAGGGUCCUGACACAAGUCUCUCUGCACUCUGGCUGGCUCUGGCAAGUUCUCCCCCAGCGUCUGAGAUUUUUCUCUUCACCAACUCAGAUGCCAAAGAUGUGGAGAUGAAGAACACGGUUCUAGCUCUGAUCGAGAGCACAACGUCUACAGUGAACGUUUUGCUCACCAACCCUCUGACCAACUCGACCAGCAGCAUCUCCAACCCUGUCAAUCAGCUCUACAAGGAUUUAGCAUCAGCUUCAGGAGGACGAGCCAUCGAGCUUUCCGAAGAUCUGCUCUUCAACACAACCAACAUCAUCACCGAGUUCAUGCAUUCUUCUCAGGUAACCAUCUUCCAGACCACGAGGAAUCCUGGGAAAUCAGAGCAGUUCUCCUUCGUGGUGGAUCCGUCGGUGAGGAACCUGACCUUCUUCCUGACACAAACAAGGACCGCAAGUUCUCCAGAUCUUCAGUUCACCAUCACUGCUCCCUCUGGUGAAGCUCAGUCCAGCAAGGAUGUGAACGGCUCUCUCGGUCAUGUUCAGAACCUCGGCGGUUCCUGUAUCGUCAGAAUCAAGUCCAACCAGACAGGAAGCUGGAAGAUCUCCAUCAGCUCGGAUCAGCCCUACACCCUCAGAGUCAAUGGACAAAGUUCAACCAACUUCCAGUUUGAUUUUGUGGAGGAGACGUACAGCGUGAUCAACGGACGAGCACGUGCUGAUAAGAACGUGACCUUGCUGCUCUCUCUGCUCGGCUCGAGCUCUUCAGCUCCUUUUGAAGUUGCUCUGAUGGAUGCCUCCAGCUCUGGAGUUUAUCCAGGAAUUCUAGAAACCAGAGGGAACGGAGAGUAUCUGGUCACGGUCAGCACCCUGCCACAGGAGGAGUUUUAUGUUGGAGUUAAAGGAUUGAUGAACUCGUCCUCCAGCUCAGUUUUCCAGAGACAAUCGUCCACCCGGUACAGAACCUCCAACAUCAGCGUCACCGUUCUCGGUGAUGGUACGUGGACUCCAGGAACGCUGUUCAGCUUUCCCUUCUCUGUGGACACAGGAGCCACCGCCGGAACCUUGAAACUCUCGGUCAGGAGCAACCUCCAGUACAACACGAGCUUCUCCAGCUCCCAGAGAGCAGGGGGCGCCGAGGGUACGGUGAACAUCAGCGCUCCGGCGGACACUGCCCCCGGGACGGAGGUCAUCGUCACUAUCGAUGCGGCGUCGACAAACAACAGCCAGGGAGAUUUUAACUACGCCGUGCUGCGACUCACUGUGUCUGAGGGAGUGGCGCCCCCUGCUGGAGGCUGGAUCUGUGUUGUUGUUGCUGCUUUCAUCCGUCUGUUCUUCACCGCAUAA
Messenger RNA from Trichomycterus rosablanca, 2406 nucleotides. RefSeq names its product von Willebrand factor A domain-containing protein 7-like. The transcript has 15 exons. The record is from RefSeq and is a predicted model, not a curated record. The annotation marks the transcript as partial. NCBI's taxonomy places the organism in Eukaryota, Metazoa, Chordata, Actinopteri, Siluriformes, Trichomycteridae.